This is a messenger RNA of Adineta ricciae, 918 nucleotides long. Lineage: Eukaryota; Metazoa; Rotifera; Eurotatoria; Adinetida; Adinetidae. The record is from the annotation of a GenBank genome assembly.
AUGCCCCCAAAUUUUUGGAUAUGGACCUUCUUCACACAUAGUUUCAUUGAACUGCAUCUAUGGCAUACCAUUAUCGAUAUUAUAGUUGUUUUUCUCUAUUCGAAAAUGAUUGAGCCACUAUGGGGAACCAAAGAACUGUUGAAAUUUUAUUUUAUUGUCACAAUACCGAACGCACUGGUAGUGACAUUUGCUUAUAUCAUGUUCUACGGUUUCACUUUUCAUGAAGAAUAUCUUUUCGAAAGGCCCAUUUACGGUUUGGCAUCAUUUCUCGGUGCUUAUUCCGUAGUUAUUAAACAAAUUAUGCCUGACACAAUUUUAGCCACUACACCAUUGUUGAAACUCAAACAAGAUCAUGUGCCUCUGAUAAUUGUGAUGACAUCGAUCGUACUUUGGCUUCUACGAGCCGUUCCCAUUCACUUCGUAAUUAUGCUUAGUUUUGGUAUUCUGAUUAGCUGGACGUAUUUGCGAUUUUUCCAACCACAUCACAAUGGAACGAAAGGAGACAUGUCCACGACAUUUUCGUUUGCAAGUUUCUUUCCGCCAUUGAUAGCACCGGUUAUCAGCGUCUUUGCCAAUACAAUUUUUGAACUAUUCGUUAAAAUAAAAUUGUGUCAACCUUAUGUGAAGAAAAGCAACGUGAUGUCAACAUCGAGCUUGACAAUAACCAUUCCAGGUGCAGACGCAGCUGAUGCUGACAGACGAAGACAAAAAGCAUUAAAAGCUUUGAAUGACCGUAUGAAGAUCAAAGACUCAACAACUGAAGCAUGGCCUGAACUAGAUGAUGCUCAACAAAGUCCAUUACUACCUGCCACAACGCAUCAAGUCGACAAUUCAUCUGUAAAGAUAGACAUGAAUAAUCUAAUGGACAUUUCAUCCUCGAGAAAAGAUGAUUUGAAUCAACAGGCGACGACAUCGUAA